Molecule: messenger RNA, 321 nt
Organism: Trichobilharzia regenti
Lineage: Eukaryota; Metazoa; Platyhelminthes; Trematoda; Strigeidida; Schistosomatidae
Source: the annotation of a GenBank genome assembly
AUGAAAUGUUCAGUGAAUAGGCGGAAAAUUCAUGAAUCUAUAGCUACAGAAGACUGCCACAGUACUUACCUUGAACAUAAUCGAACAAAGGAGAAAGAUUUAGAUAAUAGUAUCGUGAAUUAUGAAGAAGAAGUGGUUGAAGAGCCUCUGGAACAACAACAACGCAGUGAACAAACUGCCGUUGAUGCAGCUCAUCUCUUAAUGGGUAUGAGUCAGAUACAAAGUUUCAAAAAACAAUCAGGUUGUGUUAAUCUAGACUCGAGUGAAGACAGUUCACUGACAGAGUCGACGAUGACGCUUAGCUUGGAGACAACAUCCUAG